AGGACGCGGGGCUGAGCGGAGUCAACGCUCUCAGCUUCACCCAAAACCGAGAUAAAACCCAGAUAAAACUCACCAUGCCCGCCACGGACACGCUACUCUCACCACCUUUACACCAGGUCCGGCUCAGCCCAGCCUCCAGUUGAGUUUGAAACAUGGCAAACGUCAAAGUUGCUGUCCGGGUCCGUCCGCUCAACUCAAGGGAGAGUGCUGAAGGAGGGAGGCUAGCCGUUCAAGUGGAGGAAAAGUUUGCGAGGAUCCAAAAUGUGAAACUGGAUGGACGUACAGAGGGGACUGUAGAUUCCAGGGAGAAGCUCCUGGAGUUCUGCUUUGACUACUGCUACUGGUCCGUGGACCCUGCAGACCCUCAUUAUGCUUCGCAGGAGGAGGUGUUCCAGGACCUGGGUGUGUCGGUGCUGUCCGGAGCCUCCGAGGGCUACAAUGUGUGUCUGUUUGCUUAUGGCCAAACAGGAUCUGGAAAGACUUACACCAUGAUGGGAACACCGGACUCCAUCGGUUUGACCCCUCGCAUUUGCCAGGGUCUCUUCCGUGCUGAAGAUGCUUUUCCUGAUGGACAGAACUCCAGCCGGGUAGAAAUCAGCUUCUUGGAGAUCUACAACGAACGUGUGAGGGACCUGCUGCGAGGAGGAGAGCAGAAGAAGAGGUCGUCCCUGAGAGUCAGAGAGCAUCCUGAGAAAGGACCGUACGUCCAAGACCUGUCGCAGCACGUGGUCUCGGACUGCAAACAGGCCAUGGAUCUCCUGGAGGAAGGCAUUGCCAACCGCAUGACGGCAGCAACCCACAACCACGAUGCCAGCAGUAGAUCUCAUGCCAUCUUUACCAUUCAGUACACACAGGCAAUCCUAGAGAACAACCUUCCUUCAGAAACUGUCAGUAAGAUCAACCUGGUGGACUUGGCUGGAAGUGAAAGAGCAGACCCCAACUACUGCAGGGACAGACUGACAGAGGGCUCCAACAUCAACAAGUCGCUGGUCACUUUAGGCAUCGUCAUUUCUGCUCUUGCCCAGAACUCCCAGAUGUCAAGCAGCUGUCAGAGCAUCAACAGUGUGGCCUCUGAGGGGGACGGCAGCACGGUGGGUAGUCACAGCAGCUCCCUGUCUGGGGGGGGUGGAGGUGGCAGGAGGCACUGCUUCAUUCCCUACAGAGACUCAGUCCUGACCUGGCUCUUGAAAGACAGCCUGGGUGGCAACUCCAAGACCAUUAUGAUUGCAACGGUCUCACCCUCUGCUAACAGCUACAACGAGACCCUGAGCACCCUACGCUACGCUGCCCAUGCCAGGAACAUUGUCAACAAACCACGGGUUAAUGAGGAUGCACAUGUUCGUCUGAUCAGGGAACUGAGGGAGGAAAUCGAACGACUGAAGAGCAUGCUGCUCAGUUUCGAACUGCAACGUAAUCCCAGUCCUUCCCUGAGUGAUGAAAGGGAUGGCAGUCUUUCUGAAAUCGUGCUGCAGAACGAACUAAAGGUGGAACAGCUGACCAAGGACUGGUCAGAGAGCUGGAGGGACAAACAGGAGCUGCUGGAGCAGUACAGCAUGGACAUCAACAGAGACCGGGCCGGCUUCCUCAUCAACUCGCUCCAGCCACAUCUGGUUGCCCUGGACGGAGACGUUCUCAGCACGGGCGUCAUCUUUUAUCACCUCAGGGAGGGAGUUACGUACAUUGGACCUCAGGACCACAUUGAGGAACCCCAAAUAGUCCUGCAGGGCAGCGCCAGCUGUGAGAUUGAAAACCAUGGGGGUGUGGUAACGCUGAGGCCGCGGCCGGGCUGCAUCUGCCUGCUCAACGACAGAGAGGUCACCGAGCCCUGCAGACUGGCUCAAGGGACAGUGAUUACCUUGGGAGGGGUGCAUAAGUUCCGCUUCAACCACCCGGCAGAGGCAGCGGUCCUUCGGGAGCGCAGGCGGGCCAGUGAAGGCAACGUGGCUUGCACCUACGGGGACGUGUGCCCUGUCAGCAAUGACGGCAGUGUCAACGGAUUAAAGCUCCCACAAGAGCCGGGCGGCUGUCUCGCUCCCUCUGACGAGCCGGCAGCCAGGCAGCGUGUAGAGGAGCAGAAACGCUACGUGGAGAGUUUGAGACGGGAGAUUCAGGCUGAGCAGAGACGGGGAGAGAGGGACCUGGAGAGGGAGCAAGCCCACCUCCGACAGCAGCACAGUGAGAUCCAGCAGUGGAUUUUGCAGGAGAAACACCGGCUGAAGACUGUCGAGGGAAGAGCCACCCAGGAGUCUGGAGUUCAGGCGGACCUCUUCCCUGCUCCGCUUCUGGAGAAGCUAAUGGCUCAGGAGUUCAGGAGUCAAGGAGAUCUUACAGCAGAGACUCCCCCCCCAGAGGUCCGGGCCAGGAAGAAAGCAGCCCAGGAUGAGAUGCUGAAACAUCACGCGCUUUGCCGCGCCGAGAGCCGCAUCCGUCGGAAAAAGCUUCAGUACCAGCUGAAGAAAAUCGCCAAUAAGCAACAUUUAUUGGAUGCUAAGAGAGAAUUGCAACAGUUGGAGAAGAUUCUUCCUCCAGAGUCCCCUGAGCUGGGAUCCUCCUCAAAGCUCCAAGAACAAUCGCUUUCCACCCGCAGACACUCCUUUUCAGCUGAUCUUUUGUCCCGGCUCUACCCACAACACACACCUAUUUUUAGACACUUUCUCAAGAGAAACAAAUCCACAGAACAAACUUCAGAUUCAUCCACAACGUCUAAUUCCGUCGGGUGCAGAAAGUGGAUAUCAGAUGAGUGUCUCCCUCGGGAGAGAACCCAGAGUUGUUCCGGCUCUUUCUUCUCUGGACAUCACCAGUCCAGCCGGAAUAGAGGGAGCUCCCCGGAAAACAUCAAACAAACCGCCAAAGAGGAACCACAAUAUCAGUCGUGCCCCAGACAGCCAGAAAGAAAACCUCUGCUGCCAAACAGAGACUUGUCUUUCAAGAACAAAUUUGACCAGAAAACAUCAGCUGCGCUGAGAUCUCCCCUGAGAACCGCCUCGCUGCCAGUCAGCAAGGAAAAUACUCAACACGGCCCUGACAAGGGCUCGUUUGAGAAAAGCUCACACCACGCGGACAACAACGGACUUAAAACCAUCACCAAAUCCCUCUCUCUCUCUGUGGGGCCCAGGAUAAAAACAGCCCUGUCCAAAGUUUUCAGAAAACCCCCCUCAGGCGUAAAGGGAGGACGGAGCUUUAAGCCUCUCGGGAGGAUAGCGGGUAAAUUUCACUGGAGACAAAGAGGACACAAGAGCCUUAAAGAUACCAAAACGAGUCAAAACAAAGGUGUGAUUAAAGCCGCUGCCUCGUUUGAAGAGCUGGAUCAGCCGACUCCGUUUGACGGCGUCAGACAGAGACGGUGGCACAGCACCGGGGCUCUGGUGAGCAGGACCGGCGGACGGACAGGCAGGCAGCAGGAGCACGGAGACGGGGAUGAAGGAGCAUCCGACUGUGAGAGCCUUUUCUCCCUCGACUCUUUGUCCUCUGCUUACGCAACAGCCCUGGCGGAGCAGCUCAGGCAAGAGUUCCUGGCCCUCAGUGAAGCAGAGAGUGACGACAGUGAAAUGUCUAAAGAUUCAUUGACUUUUGAGAAGAAUGGCAAAUCCUCAACAGUGCAGAGACGUAGACAGACGGCGGUAGCAACCUACUCCCUGGUGGCAGAUUCUGCCCUCUCAUCCAUGCCAAACAUCGGGACAGCGGGGGGCCGUUUAGACUUGGACUGCACACAGAAACCACUCGUGACCCCGACAGAGGCCUACCGGAGCCAGCGAGCCCCCUCGCUGAAAAGACAAAUUGAUACAAUAAGGAAAUCUCCUUCUCAGGGCUCAUUAGUAGUGGAUUCCAGAGACACAGCUCAUGAUUUGAUCCAGGACUUUGGGAGCACACAGACCACUCCAGCCAGCAGCCCACGCUCUCUGAGCAGCUGCAGCGGGAGGGAGCCAGAACACAUGCUCACUGAUGCCUGGUCCUCCGCCGGCGUGGCCCAGAGCCCCAGGAUCAACGGGGAUUCUCCGCCUUCCCGUGAAGAGAGCAGCACCGCCAGUUUCUCAGACUCUCAGGGUGGAUUGAGAAGCUACAGCUCCACAUCCUCCUGCACGGACGGCGUAAGCCUAACAACGCAGGGACGCGGCUCUGAGGUUUCAAGGGACUCUCAGGCUCCUGUAGUAGCAGAAGAUGUCUUGAUGUCAGGUUGUUGUACAGAACCCACGUCAUUGAGCAAAGCUCCUGCAGAUACUCACGACUACAGCUCCACACAUCCAGCACCCGGGCCCUCUGCUGAUCAAGCCGCCCGCGUGUCACCGGCAGAGAUUCUCCAAACCACACGAGCAGCAUCGGCGUCUACAGCUGACAUCACGAUGUCCUCUGACACUGAAAUAAGUUCAUCUGGAGCAGAUUUCCCCACAGAUGGGGAAGUUUCGGAUGAGCUGCCGGAUGCAGGGAGUCACUUCCAAGAUUCCACUAAAGAGGAAGCGCCACAAAUCGGAGAAGAGCGGUUGAGGCACAUGCAGCGGUAUCAUUUUAGGAAUACUGAGGAUUUAUUUAUGUGGAAGGAAACCAGAGGCACUGAGCAGCCCAUUGCACUGCAGCAAGACGCUGUUAAACAGCCUGGCAAAGAUUCCAGGAAGAGGAACAAGGGCCAACAGGAAGCUGUUAUGAGCUGCCUGAAAAUACCAAAAAGGAGCAACAGCGGGGAGUCGCUCACUUUCCCCGACAGACCAGGUGACAACCUGGAUGUUAUUUGGCCUGACGACAAUAACAAAACCAGUGACACGGAAGGGGAGCAGUCUGCCCAUCACCCUGACAGCUGUGGGUUUGAUUCUGUUUGUGUUCCUGGCAGCCGUAGACGAGACGCAGCAGAUUCAGCCGACUCGCCGGUCUCCGGCGUCAAGAACAGGGAGCUUGAACCAAACGGGCCGAUCUUGAAGGACACUGGGUUUCUGCACGGGGACAGGCGUUCAGAGAAUGACACGGUUGUUGGAGAUAAUGAGGUGGUUGAAGAGGACGAUGCAUCACUGCAGGAGGUCGAGGAAACAGAAGCAGGACGAAGGAAAAAUUAUAAACAACCCAUUUGUAAAUCCGAUGCCAUUUGUAGUGCUAUUGAUCGGAGGAUCUCUGAGGUGGUGAAAGAGCACACAAAAGUGUCUCUUAUUGGCAGAAACGCUGCUCAGAGGAUUCAAAAUCUCAGUGCCCUGUCAUCGUCUCCGUGUCCUGUUAGUUUUAACAGCGAUGAACAAAUAUGGAUGGAAAGCCAGCUGACAGAUAAAAAGAGUAACGAUGUGAAAGCAGCAAUUAAUUUAUUUGAAAGUCCUUCAAAAGUCACAAGCAGCUGCACAUUAUUCACAGCUGGGUACUUGGCAUCCAAUAUAUCUGGUCCAUUGAGUGCGAGCGACGCAGGCGGCCGGCGUUGCUACAGUGAAAUUACACAAACCGUUAGCAAUAAUCACGAGGAGCCAGUUGAUGGUUGUCGUGCUUUUCAAAACACGUCAACCAAAACAACCGACAACCAGUCAAAUCUGAGCCUCGACUGGGACGGAGGACGUGAUUGUUCGUGCGGCCGGCCGGCACAACCAAGUGUAUCGUUCUCAGGAAGACAUUUAUUUCCAUCAAGAAACCCUUCUCAAGAAAACACUUCAGAGAAAACUGCUCAAGAAAUGAUUGAUGCGCAUGAACGCAAAGUAACAUCUCUCCUUAAUCUGACCGUUAAUGAUAUUUCCUCCCGAAGAAUGGACGGCCAGAGCGGUACCAGAGCCCCGGCUGUGAAUGCUGAGCUCAUCCCUCAUCUCUUAACUCUGCACCCGGGCUCAGAGGUCGUCCGCAUGGACCAGACGGCCAGUUGUCCUGAAAGGGACGGUUCUUCAUCCAAACACAGCUCACCAGAGACUAUGCCAAACCUGAACCUUUUUACCAACAGGGAAUUACACGAAGGAAGUGUAGAAACGGACUCAAAGGAAAGAAGCAAACCUUGCAAAAGUCAACAAAGGCGUUCAGAGCACCUCGCUCAAACGUACGUGAUCAAUAUGAAUUACAAAGAAACAAGUCAAAAUGUAUCAGCUGCACGGUGCAACGUUGAUAGACACUUUCCAACAAACAGAAGCGAAGCCUGCAUGAUGAAGAUUUGCCAGGAUCAAGCACCGUUGGAGACCAAAUCUAAAAGAACUGCACGUGUCGAAGAUCUGAAAACGUCACAAGUAAACAGCAGCAGAAAUGCAAGAUGUGUCGGCUCCGUCACGUCCAAAGAGACCGUGUUAAAGGUAGGUGAUCCUGAUCUUAUACCCACAUUAAACAAGACGAAACGGUUCAAAAAGCCUAAGAUCAUCAAAGCGUGUCCUGCUGCCUCCUCUGACUCGUCUCUCAAGUCAUCAGAUGAGGACGAAGAAGAUGAAAAAGUCACGAGAACUAAGUGGGUUAAGCUGAGCUCUGAGAGUCAUGGCGUGAAAGAAACCAGGCAGCGAAGAAAUAGCGACGCAGAAAAAUCUGUAUCCGCAUCCGCCACCGAAUCUGAGACAAGGACUUCUGAUGGGAAUUAUGGAAAACCUGACGUUAAGAUUCAAAUUCAUACAGAAGCAGCUUCGCGCAAGACAGAUGUGGAACAAAUCAGCCUGUCUGCAGAGAGAGCUGAAACACGAAAUGCACCCAAGUGCCAAGACUCCAUCAUUCACUUCACAUCCAGCGACAUCAACCCGUUUGCACGCCAGUGGCAAUGCUGCAGUUCAGCCCCAGACGGCCACAAGAACCCGGCGUUUGGAAGUGCCGCCGACCUCUCCUGCAAAUCUCCACUUCUAAACAGCUCGGAGAAACAGAUAACAAGGUGCUGCAGCGUCGACGACGGUCUGGACGGGCAGAACUCUCCGUUCAUCUCCCACCUGAGCACGUACGCCACCAACAAGGGGCUCUCUAGCACGCUCAGCAGCAUGGAGGCCUCUGCAGAGCUUCACCGCCGCCUCUCCGGCCUGACGUUAAACUGCAGCUCGUCAGGAAACCAAGGGCCUCCUGGUUUCUGCAACAGCUCCAGUCAGGUGGAUGAAAUCAUGUUUGUUUGUCCGUCUGAGCAAGAGUGUAAGCCGAGCAAAGCAAAGAGGACGUGUGAACACGGCGUUCAGACCGAGCGCUGGAGUCAGACGGUCAGUAAUUGCAGCAGCAGCAGCGUUCUGAGGAGGAAAGAGCGUCACAGGAGGAGCCACACGGACGUCCCUGUGAGCCAGAGAAGCAGAGUGGACAUCACAGACUCCCCUACGUGGGCCAGUAUGGAGAGCAUGUCAGCUCACCUGUCCAAGUUAAUUCACAGCACCUCAGACCUGCUGGGAGACGUCCAGGGACUGAGGACAGGCGAGGUCUGCAAACACAGUCCAAGGAGAAGUAUCGUCUUCUCAGAUCACAGCACAUCUCCCGCUGACAGCGCAGGGAGAGACCGCUCCACUCAAACGGCCUCAGAUGUUGCGAUCCAGACCGAAGAGCUCACGGCGCCGUCAGAAAGCAGAGGGAAAGAAAAGUCGAGCUCUCACGAAGUCAACGUGAUAGUGAAAGUAAUUGGUUCUGAAGUUGCCAGCGUCUCCCAAGACCAGAACACGCGGCGCGCGGUGAAAACUAACGCGGGUGAGAAGAUGCAGAGCAUGCCUGACCUGAGCUGCCACAUCGCCGCCGCCUGCCACUCACAAUCUGACCUUCUCACGUCACCUCGAGCAAAGACUGCAGCUGAUAGCCACCGGCGGGGCCGGUCGGCCUCAUCUCGAGUCUGGAAGCACAGCGCUGCCGAUGCAGCGGGCCACAGAGGAGCUGCGAUGUCUGAAAUCAACCCCGCGUCUUUAAAGAAGUGCUACGAGAGGAAGGGAAAGCACAUCUCUUCUUUAACAAACCAACUAUUAUCUUCCUCAAAGACACCGGCUUCUUACACAGACCGAGCCUCCUCUCCUAUUCUCACCGUGGGAACAAGAUUCUCCCACCGGCAAAGAAGAAAGCAGUCGACAAAAUAUAAGGAUGAAGAAACAAACCCUCCCUGUGAGGAUGAGAGCCUCGCCGUUCCUUCUGAUUCAGAUCUGAGUCCCAGACAGGACUGUCUGGGUUGUGGCGUCUCUUCGACUAAAUCGUCGCUUGAGAGAGUGAGUGAAAUGAAUUGCUCGGGUCCUGAAGACCUGGACAAGUGUUCUUCGACCUCUGCGUCAUCGCUGGGCGGUUACACCGAACCGGGAAGCCUGAACUACAAAGACAACCAACACGCCUCUCAAUGGCAGGCGACCCCCCAGCCGUGGACGACUUCCAGCUCUGUGAACGGGUCGGUUUCACAGACUCACAUUUCCCCCGCCUCAAAACUGACAGAUAAACAUAAACGUGUAUCCAACUUCCCUGAAGAUUUGGACAUCGAUUUGUACAAUGCGUUUCCCGUCAUGGACAAGGAGGACGACGUGGCGUCACUGGCGCCCAGCGACUGUAACACAGAAGUCCUGGUGAACACCGAACCGGCCGCCUGCGCGUUUCCCUCCCAAGAUCACCGGAGGGUCCCGGAGGACCUGCCCAUGCACAACAAGUUCACCAACUGGUCGGGCGUCCACCGUCGGAGCUCCAAGUGCUCCGAGAAACGGUCGGCGUUGCUACACGGCGACCACGGGAACUGCGGCGAGUGGGGCGAGACGGAGAGCGUCGGCUUGCACGCCGGAGCGAAGAGCGACAGAAGGGCGGAAGAGAUACUGAAGCUGCGGCAGGAGAGGGAGCAGGUGAUGGCGAGCGUCAGCCUCGGCGUGAACGCCACUCCUCUGACCGUGGAGCUGGCGGAGGCCAAGCUGCACUACGGGCUGGGAGAGAUGGACGCGCUGCUGAAGAUGCUGUCCCCGAGGGCCAGGGAGGAGCCGCCAGCGGCCUCCGCUCCCACCAAACAACAGCUGUACGACAGACACCGGCGGAGCAUCGAGGGGUUGAGGCAGGAAAGAGAGGAACGCCUCCGGACUUAUCGGAGGGCUCGCAGCCUGAGUCCCAGCAAACACGCCGCCUGCUUGCAUCCGGAGGCCAUUUCCUCUGCUGCCACCAACGUUCAGCGCAAGGACGGGAACGGCACCAGAUUAACGGAUGCCCUCAAAGGCGAGGGCCGAUAUCCCUCCGACAUCGAGCUGCUGCUGCGGGACUACAGCCGAGCCCGAGAAGAAGCCAAGACGGAGAUCGCUAGAGCGCGAGAGCGACUGCGAGAGAGGACGGAGCAGGAGAAGAGGAGGCUGCAGCAGCAGGCCAUAUCCCAGGAGAUCAAGCAGGAUGACCUGAAGCACCGGACAAGAAUCAGCAACAGCACCUUGUGCACAGGAUCCAGUCUGAGUCUGUCCUCCGGUCCCACGUCGGGCUACAACAGCGGCACCUCGGCUCCGCUGCCACAUGGCAACAGGCCGGUGUUAGACGGACAGAUUGCAGCGAUCCAGGACGACGGACAGAAGCUGAGGACGUGUCCUCCUACAUGUGGUCCUCAGAGUGUGAAGACACAGCGGGCCUGGCUGUCGGCUCAAGAUGUCCAGCUUGAGUUUCCUGCGAGCGGCUUUGAACCACUCAUGGCUUCGUCUCCAUCCCGCCCUGUAUGUGCACGCCAACGAACGGCCUCCUUCGGCUCCUCCUCUUCCCUAUCGUCAGCCUAUCAGGACAUCACGUCCAGUCUCCUCAGUAAAGCCUUGGCCGAGGUCCGACUAGCUUCAGCUGGGGAUUUAGGGAACCUGGUGGCGGGCAAAGCCUCGGCAGGUUGGAGGUACCAAGGGGAAGAGCGGGGAAUUCGGGCGUACUACAGGCCUUCAUCCAGCCCAUCUGUGCACAGUUUCCUGGGAGCCGGGGAGCUGGAAAGACCCUCGGACAGAUUGUGGGACGUAAUCCGCCAGUUGUCUAAGAGCCACAUGUACCAGCAGUCGGUCCGCUCUGUGUGGACGCGACCACUAGAUGACAGCACUCAGCUGGUUUACAUAUUAACGGAGCCGUCCAGCUGCCACCUGAGCCAGCCGCGGGACUUCUGCUGCAUCAGCACCGAGUCUAAACAGGGUGGCCUGAGCGUGCUGGCGGUGCAGUCCGUGUUCGAGGAGUCUCUGCCUCGGCCGAGUGUGGAUGCUGUCCGGGGGGAAUUGAUGCCUAGUUGCUGGAUCCUCCAACCAGUGAGGAGUUGGAGUGGACAGGAAAUCACCAGAGUCUUCUUCCUAUUACAGCUGGACCUCGGAACCCCGUCUUUUCCUCAACGACUCCUGAACACUGUUGCCAGGAGACAAGCAGCUGUCAUCGCUGAUCUCGACGCAUUCAUCGCUCAGUAAAUGGACAGAACAGCAGCGAUCAGCAGUCAUCAGCUAAUGAUCAGCUAAUGAUCAGCUAAUGAUCAGCAAGGAUCAGCUAAUGAUCAGCUAAUGAUCAGCUAAUGAUCAGCAAGGAUCAGCUAAUGAUCAGCUAAUGAUCACCAGUCGUCAACAGCAAUCAGCAAGGAUCAGCAGUCAUCAAAUAAUGAUCAGCAAGGAUCAACUAAUGAUCAGCAGCGAUCAGCUAAUGAUCAGCAGUGAUCAGCUAACUAUCGGCAGCGAUCAGCUAAUGAUCGGCAGCAAUCAGCUAAUGAUCAGCGGCGAUCAGCUAAUGAUCAGCAAGGAUCAGCUAAUGAUCAGCUAAUGAUCACCAGUCGUCAACAGCAAUCAGCAAGGAUCCGCAGUCAUCAAAUAAUGAUCAGCAAGGAUCAACUAAUGAUUGGCAGUGAUCAGCUAAUGAUCAGGAGCGAUCAGCUAAUGAUCAGCAGUGAUCAGCUAAUGAUCGGCAGCGAUCAGCUAAUGAUUGGCAGCAAUCAGCAGUGAGCACUUAAACUGAAGCGUCUCCAACUUGGAGUCAGUCUCUUGAAUUUGCACAUAAAUUUUAACUUGACAUUAUUAAUGUAAGAGCACUGUUACAUUUUAUAUCCAGCUUUUUAAGUAAGCUAUUUUCUUUUUUAUAAAAUGUCAAUAUUAUUUAUAUUUCUACAAGAAUGUUUAACAGUAUAAUUUGCCAAAGAUUCAUCAGAUGUCUUAGCUGCGGAUUUUUGUUUGUUGCAUUUAGAUUGAUACCAGUUUUAGGUAUAAAAGCGUCCGCCGUUGAAGAAUUAUCACAAUGUAGUGACCUUAUCGUUCCUACAGCACUGUUAGGUUGAAACUGAAAAGGUUAAUUUCAUUGAUGUCAUAUAUUCAGUACAUUGUUACUUUAUACCUAUUUAUAUACUUCCACGAGUUCCUAAACAGUUAAAAUAAAUAUUCAGAAACUGGACUGUAAUAAUUCUCAACUACAGUCAUGUUCAUACACUGUUUACUGCAGUUGGUGGAUUUUCUUCAGUCAAAACUGUCUACAAACGUAUUUAAGCUGUUUAUCAGAUGGCAGCAUCACAUCAAGGAAUAAGUAGAAGUAAACUAGAGCCCUUGAUGAAAAUAAAUGAAGGAAACAAAACUAUUGAGACAAAAAGAGAAAAAAACUCAAACAAACUAUUGGAUGUAAUGAGAAGUGAAGACAGGUGAACUUUGAACCAAAAGAUGUUGGCUGAUGUCGGCAAUUACCGACCAGCUCCGGUGGCGAAGCCUUCCCACCUCACGGUACCAGAACCCGCAAGUUCUUUGUGUCUCGGCUAUUUAAUCCAGUUCCUCCCGCAUGUUUUCGAUGCUGUUGAAUGUGUUUUUACGGGUGUGGGUGUCGUUUUUCCGCGUUUUCACUGUGAGCUUGUUUUUAUGUCCCAGUUCUUGAAGUUACAGAUGAACACAAAGUGACUGCUUUUGUUGUUUGUGGUGUGUGAGCUAUGCAGAAGCUGAUCAAAGUCCAGCCUCAGUCAAACCUGAGUCGCCCGCAUCUCCGUUUGAAGCCAUACUAUUAACCGCCGCGUGGCGUCCAAACGCAGACGAGGGAAAAACCAAAGAGAGACGGGUGAAGUGAAGCAGCACGUUCACAACCGUUUGUACUGAUUUAGUUGAUGUAUAGCCUCAUUUAUAUAUAUUUGUAAGUAUUUUAUUUCUUUUUGUAAAAGGUUGAUAUUUAUGUUUUGUAAAUGUAUUUUAUUACAAAUAUUAAAACUCCUGAUGCCGAUUAGCUGUUA
This is a messenger RNA of Cololabis saira (Pacific saury), 12025 nucleotides long. It is a transcript of the gene stard9, whose product is annotated as StAR-related lipid transfer (START) domain containing 9. The coding region runs from base 153 to 10247 and encodes 3364 amino acids. The transcript is spliced from 32 exons. Lineage: Eukaryota; Metazoa; Chordata; Actinopteri; Beloniformes; Belonidae. The record is from RefSeq and is a predicted model, not a curated record. Gene Ontology annotation, biological process: microtubule-based movement. Gene Ontology annotation, molecular function: lipid binding; microtubule motor activity; ATP binding.